Messenger RNA from Nelumbo nucifera (sacred lotus), 2795 nucleotides. Its product is annotated as putative serine/threonine-protein kinase WNK9. Gene Ontology annotation, molecular function: ATP binding; protein serine/threonine kinase activity. The record is from RefSeq and is a predicted model, not a curated record. Lineage: Eukaryota; Viridiplantae; Streptophyta; Magnoliopsida; Proteales; Nelumbonaceae. Gene Ontology annotation, biological process: protein phosphorylation.
GAGAGAGAGAGACCUCCUGGUUUUGUCAGUUUUUGUCGUGGGGUGGAGAUGGUCCGAAUCCAUCUGAAGAGUUGCCUCCAUGUAUAUGAGUUGGAACACCUUGUCAUUUGAUGGACUCGCCAGGACUACUCGUGCAUCUCCCUCUCCCUCUCUCUCCUUCUCCCCUUCGGUCGUUCUAUCUCCACAUUUGUGUUUUGAUUCAUCUUUUCUCUUUCUUCUACCCCCCCUUUUUGUGUUAAAACGGAAAGAGAAAAGGAUAUAGAGAGAAAGCAAUCAUAACAAGGACUAAUAAGAAAUAGAGAAUGAAUGGUCUUUCAUCUACUGAACCAGAUUAUUCUGAGUUUGUUGAAGUUGAUCCAACUGGAAGAUAUGGGAGGUACGACGAAAUCCUUGGUAAGGGAGCUUCCAAGACAGUUUACAGAGCCUUUGAUGAGUAUGAAGGAAUUGAAGUUGCAUGGAACCAGGUCAAGCUCUAUGAUUUCCUCCAGAGCCCUGAAGAUCUUGAGAGGCUUUACUGUGAAAUCCAUUUACUUAAAACCUUGAAGCACAAGAACAUCAUGAAGUUCUACACUUCUUGGGUUGACACUGCAAAGAGGAACAUAAACUUUGUGACUGAGUUAUUUACUUCUGGGACUCUUAGACAGUAUAGGCAAAAGCACAGGAGGGUUAACAUUAGAGCAAUUAAGCAUUGGUGUAGACAGAUCUUGAGAGGUCUACUCUAUCUCCACAGCCAUGAUCCUCCUGUGAUCCACAGAGAUCUCAAGUGCGACAACAUCUUUAUCAAUGGGAACCAAGGGGAGAUCAAGAUCGGCGACCUCGGCCUUGCCGCCAUUCUCCGCAAAUCCCACGCCGCUCACUGUGUUGGCACACCGGAGUUCAUGGCUCCAGAGGUGUAUGAAGAGGAAUACAAUGAACUAGUUGACAUAUAUUCUUUUGGGAUGUGCAUCCUGGAGAUGGUCACAUUUGAAUACCCAUAUAGUGAAUGCACUAAUCCGGCUCAGAUCUACAAGAAAGUUAUCUCUGGGAAGAAACCGGAUGCCCUGUAUAAAGUGAAGGAUCCUGAAGUUAGACAAUUCGUAGAGAAAUGCUUGGCCACAGUGUCUCGGAGGCUCCCGGCGAGGGAGCUUUUAAAGGACCCUUUUCUCCAAAUUGACGAUUGUGGAUCUGAUGUAAGACCAAUAGAAUGCUCGAGAGAGAUUGAUGAUGUGGGUCCUCUUCUAAGGCAGCCUCUCUUUCAACUCCAUCACAGCAACAACUCAUGGAUCAAUGGGUACUCCCAUGAACCCAAUUAUGAAACUGAGAAUGGAUGGGUGUACCACCCUGACGAGAUUGAACAUAGUGGGAUUGAACUUUUCACUUACCAAGAGGAUGAGCAUUAUACAGACGUUGACAUCACAAUCAAGGGCAAAAGAAAAGAGGAUGGUAGCAUCUUUUUAAGGCUCAGGAUUGCUGAUAAAGAAGGGCGUAUCCGCAACAUCUACUUCCCUUUUCACAUAGAGACAGAUACAGCAUUGAGUGUUGCAACAGAAAUGGUUGCCGAGCUGGAUAUUACUGACCAAGAUGUGACUAAGAUAGCAGAUAUGAUUGAUGGGGAGAUUGCAUCCUUGGUGCCAGAGUGGAGGCCGGGGCCAGGCAUAGAGGAAACACCUCAUUUUACAAGUGCAAACUUUUGUCAGAAUUGUGCCUCCAAUGUUUCUUCCACUGGCUCUCUUCUGGAUUAUCUUUCCUUGAACAAUCCGGGUGUCAAUUUGCAAGUACGUCAAUGUUCUCAACAUGGGUGUGCUGCUAUGCAUGGUCGGUUUGAAGAAAUCACAUACCAAGUGGAGGGGUCAGAGCACUGCAUUACAGAAGGUGCACCAAUGGUAUCAAGCCCAUCAGAUGGCCUACAGUAUACAGAUAUUUGGGCUCAUCAUGAACACACUGAAUUAAGUUCACAUGGAUCUGGAGGAACCCACUUUGAUGAGCACAACCAUUUGGAUCAUGCUAACAAUGAGAGAACAAUAGAUAUGGAGAACCAAGAUGCGUUUAAUGGAAGAAACUCCAAGCACCGGUCUCUUUCAAUAAUUCCUCCAGCUUGUGCCUUAACAGAUGACUAUGAGAAUGAGAUUAGACAAGAAUUGAGAUGGCUCAAAGCAAAGCAUCAAAUGGAACUGAGGGAACUUAGAGAUCAUCAGUUAGGUCUUAAGCCCAAAGUUUCAGGUUCUUCAACAGAUCCUGACAGCAGGCAACACAGAAAUGAUAAUGGAGUUACAUGUAAUCCAGUUUCAAGUCCUCUGCAAAGAGAUAAUGAUGAACUUCUCUUGAAAUCUUUUGCCUCCGAGAAGCAUUUUAUUUCUUAUUUCCCCACUCACAUUCAGAAGAGCUGCCCAAAUUCGGAAGUCCCAAGGGCCCGAAAUUGUGAGGCGAAAAAUGACUCCAGUCCAGAUCAAAUGGCGACUGCCAAAAGUUUUUACACUGGAUCACAGCUUCCAUACUCUCUUCACCGGACAACAUCCCUUCCAGUUGAUGCUGUUGACGUUUAAUUCUGUAAGGCCCUCUUUGAUUCUUUCACCAAGGUUACACCUGCACACAAGCUGUAUAUUUUGCUUGAUAAUUUGGUACUAGUCUUAAGCUCCACCUCUCUCUCCAUUGUUUGGGAAAAACCAAAAUGGAGGUGAUGGGACUUUGUGAUUAUGAGAAAAUAUGUAAAUUUUACAGCUUCUAGGUUCUCCAAGUUUGAUCACUUGGAUGAUAUUUGAGUCCAUGUACAUUAUCCAUUUAAAGCAUGAUAACAAGAUUCUUUUUUCUUCUUUGCC